AUGCCAGCGCUAACGUCACAAAACUCGGGCUUCAGCCUAGGCAGAAGUUGCCCUUGGGCUUGCUCGGGCUGGUGGGACCCACCACGAAACCGGGCUGCUUCUCUUGCGAUGGAGCCAUCUCGGGCUCGCCAAGGGGCCCUUUCCCCCAAUUUGGGUCCUGCGCUGGACCUGCUCUUAGUACUUGUGCAGUAA
Molecule: messenger RNA, 192 nt
Organism: Prunus armeniaca (apricot)
Lineage: Eukaryota; Viridiplantae; Streptophyta; Magnoliopsida; Rosales; Rosaceae
Source: the annotation of a GenBank genome assembly